Australozyma saopauloensis is the source of this 5481-nucleotide messenger RNA. It is a transcript of the gene ECM29, whose product is annotated as Ecm29p. Gene Ontology annotation, molecular function: molecular adaptor activity. The transcript has a single exon. Gene Ontology annotation, cellular component: cytoplasm; nucleus. NCBI's taxonomy places the organism in Eukaryota, Fungi, Ascomycota, Pichiomycetes, Serinales, Metschnikowiaceae. Gene Ontology annotation, biological process: proteasome assembly. Bases 1 to 5481 code for a protein of 1826 amino acids. The record is from RefSeq and is a predicted model, not a curated record.
AUGGCAACCACCGAAUUGGACUUGGUCAAUAACGUGGAUCUUAGAUUCGCUUUGGCCGAAUCUGAUUCACAAUUGGAACAGUCCUUGAAUCAAUUGUUGCCACCGCUUCUUCUCAAACUUUCUAGUCAAGAUGCGCAAGUGAGACAAGCUGUAUUUAAAGUAAUUCAGAACAUUUUUCCACGUAUCACCGCUGCUCCAACCCUUCAAUUGCCUGUGGAUGCUUUACUCCAACAAAUCAAGACACCAAAGGUCAAUUUUCAGCAGGAUAGCAACACUGUUCGAUUGUAUUCUCUUUUGUUCCUAUCGAAAGGUGUGGAGCGUCUUUCUCAAGAAUCGCAGAGGAAGCUCGUACCGUCAGUAGUAAGAGGUAUUAGUUCCCUUCCAACAUCGUCUGCUGCAAGGAUGUUUAACAUUUUAGUCAAAUUAUUGCAGAAUUGGGUACCGCCCUCGAGAGACUCUCCAGAGUACGAAUGUAUGGCAUCUACUUUGGGCUUUGAUAAGAACAAAAGCGAUGAAAAAUUCAUUGCGGACAAGGUCGCGAGAUUUAUGUUGCUUGUACCAACGUCAUCAUCGACUCAUACUGCCCUCCCAGGACUUAGCGCCAGCGAAAUAGCGUUUUUCACGAAAGAUGCUGGUGUCACAUACUCAACAUCUCAAGAGUUAGUUAGCGCCAAAAUCCGAUUAUUGAAUUUUUUAAAAGCGGGUUUUUCAGACCAGCGCCUAGUUUUUCCUCUUCUUGUUGCCUCAGUUGAUUCUCUGUCUACUAUUGCUGAAGCUUCUGAAACCUUGUUUCGUAAGCUCGAGAUCGAUUAUCACGACGAUGAACUAGUUUCGCUCAUGACCAGUUUGUUUCUUGGCACCAAUGCUCUUCCAGUAAAAUCAACACUUCAGUGUAAGAUAUUAUCACUUCUCGUAAAAUUUCCGCCCGAAAAAACCUCGGCGCAAGCCGCUGAGAUAGCAGAUGUUGGAUUAACAUCGGACUAUAGGAGAUUGAGACUGGAUAUUGUUAGAUUUAUUAAGUUAUCGACUCUGAAUAUGGACUCUUCUAUCGAAGACAAAGAACUCAAUUGUGUCAAAAUCGCUGCCAAAUUGAAGAUGAAUAUUAUUGCUGAUGGGUGGCCGCAAAUGAAUACAUCUAACGGAUCCGAAUUUCAUCACAGCUUGAAGCAAAGAGAACUCCAAUAUGAAACUUUGGGAGAUUUGCUUUCGUCUUCUGCGAGUUUCUUACUGAACAAUCUCGAUUACCUUGAAUUCCUUUUCGAGUCUCUUGAUUCAGAGAUGGUUGAUCUACGAUCUGUACUUCAAUUAGUCCUCUCUAGAUUAAGUGUACAUAUCUCCCAGCUUACAGAUGAUAGAAAAAUUGCUCUUAUGCCAAUAUUUGAAUCGAUCAUUUUGAAGGAAAAUGCUAAUUCGGCUGUCAAAUAUCUUGCUCUCAAGUACGUCAAUACAGCCUAUGAAUUUUGCAACCUCGAUGCUCGCUACUUGUGUAUCCUUGGAACAAGCCUGAAGAAUAGUCCCGAAGCUAUUGAGGAAGCAAAAAAAGGCUUGAAUCCCUACCAAUUCUCACUUAUACAAGCGAGCUCAGCCUCAUAUGCUCUGGUGACGCCCACAAUUUCAGAAAAAUUGAAGUUUCCACAGUUUCAAGCAUUGGUAUCGCUAUACUCGCUGAAACUAGAGUCUUCUUUUCUGGACUCCAAAAAUAAUCAAUUGAAGGACUGUAUCACAGAAGCGAUUAUCUUCGCUUUUCGGGUACUUGCCACAGAAGCUAUUGGAACUUCGUCAUUCGCAAUUGUCAUCGAUGAGCGCUGGGCUACCAGAGUGGACGAUGCACUUGAACACGACGAAACAGUUGGCAAACUUAUUUCCUCGCACAUGUUAGAAAUACUGCGCGAUGACUUUCAAAUGACCGGGGAUGUAGUCUCAAGAAAUGCCAUUCAGAGCUUUAUUGACCUUACCUUUUCUUCACUUCACUCAAAAUUCGUGAGCAAUCAGAUGAUAGUUCCUAGUUUCGAAUUGACGAAAGUAUUUCAUUUAUUAUUGAAGUUUUCGGAUGAAAGUAUCAUCAAUUAUCUCGACCAUACAUUGUUAGAUCUUCAUAAAAUUUUGGAACAAUGCUCAAAUUUUAAUGAUUCUUUGCGAACGCUUGCAAAGUCUUUUGCGAUAAUUGCUUCUAGCGCUAGUGUCUCCGUGAAUGUCCCCUUGAAUUUAAUUUCAGCCCUAAGCAAAAUUAGGGGAAGUAUUAGCAGUAUUGAAAUUUAUCUAUUCACAAGCUCGGCGAUUUACUCACGUUUGGCAGCUCGCGGCCGGAUACACCAAGUUGAAUCCAGUGAUAUUAAUGAAUUGUUGGACGAGAUCGAGUCUUCAUUACAAAGCCCUCAACUCUAUGAUGCCUCCUUGCUCUCCAUUUCUGAGCUCAGCAUAUAUGGAGUGAUGAGCAAUUUGGAGAUUCUGAGUGGAUAUCAAAAUUGGGUUGAAAGAAUCCAUGAUUUGAUAGCCCCUCGGGCUAAAGCUUGUCAUGAACUUUCUCUUCUCGCGAUUUGCAAACUUUCUUUAUCCGCAAAAUCUUCACCCGAGAAUGACCAGAGUUUACAGCCACUUCCCAUUGAGUCUUUGGUUUUUGAAACUCAUCACGCAAAAAAUACAGAAUUUGCAUUUGUGAGUGGCGAAUGUCUUCUGAUACUUGCAGGAGGCUGGAACUCAAAGAUUCUUCGGCAAGAACUCGACAUCCAAGGUGUUAUUCCCGAAAACAGACCUCAAUUAGUCAGAUUUGAAUUUAUUUUGAAUGAGUGUAUCAAAUUCAGUCGAAUGACAAAGCCAUCACUUAGAAAAUCAAGUUGCAUCUGGCUUUUAGAAAUUGUCCAAAAUCUCGGGCACACACAACUCAUUAAAGACAGAGCUCUUGAAUUACACUCGGUGUUCAUAAGUUUUUUGACAGACAGGGAUGAAAUGAUCCAGGAAUGUGCUUCCAGAGGCUUAGGACUCACAUUUGAACUUGGAAAUUCCGAACUCAAAGAAUCUCUUGUGAAGAAUCUCAUUCGAUCAUUCACAGACACUGUUCCUUCCAAUUCCAUGACACUGGGUUCCGUUCAAGGUGAUACUCAGUUGUUCGAUAAUGAUGUCAUGCGUACUCAUGAUGGCUCUAUCUCAACAUAUAAAGAUGUUCUCAAUCUAGCUUCUGAUGUUGGAGACCCUAGCUUGGUGUAUAAGUUUAUGUCUUUGGCCAAAGCCAACGCCGCCUGGACCACUAAGAGGGGUAUGGCCUUUGGAUUAGGCAACAUUCUAUCAAAAUCGAAUUUGGAUAGUGUAUUCUUACAAGAUAAGAACUUAAUUCUGAGAUUAGUGCCAAAGUUGUAUCGGUACCGAUUUGAUCCCAACGGCCUAGUAUCUCAGUCUAUGAAUGGUAUCUGGAACGCUUUGUUUCCAGACUCUUCGACUCUCGUGACCCAGAACUUUGAUUCUAUCUUGAGAGAGAUUCUCAGUGGUAUGGGUAAUCGGGAAUGGAGAGUGAGACAAGCCAGUAUUUCGGCUAUGGAGAAUCUCCUACAGUCACAGCUCUUUGAAAAGUACGAGCAAAAUCUUGAAGAAAUAUGGAACAUGACCUUUCGUUGUAUGGAUGAUAUAAAGGAAUCGGUCCGAAAAGAGGCUCAAAAAUUAGCAAAAUCUUUAUCAAAGACUUUGCUCAGGGCUGCUGAUCCGUCAACUGGAAACCUCACAGUAGCAAAGGCGACCAAACUAGUCGGUCAAGUUAUUCCUUUCUUGCUUGGAAGUAACGGGCUUUUGAGUGAUGCAGAAGAUGUUAAACAUUUUGCUUUAGAAACUUUAAUUAAGUUAAGUGAGAAGGGUGGAAAAGCAAUACGACCCUUCAUUCCCGAAUUGAUUGCCACCUUCAUAGAGCUCAUGUCGUCACUUGAGCCAGAAGUUAUCAACUAUUUGGUUCUCAAUGCUGAAAAGUACAAUCUCAGUGGAAAUGAUGUUGAUGCAAAAAGACUUCAGAGCUUAAACUCGUCUCCUCUUCUCGAAGCUAUUGAGAGACUUAUUUCAUUGGUUGACGAAGAUCUUAUGAGUGAUCUCGUACAGAAAUUAAGAGACUCGAUAAGAAAUUCGGUUGGACUUCCUUCCAAGGCAUGUGGAAGUCGAGUAAUAGUUCAUCUUGUCACAAAAUUGCCUUUUCUCUCUGGGCCUUACGGGGAUGACUUGUUGAAAAUUUGCGUUAGUAAUCUCAAGGACCGUAAUUUGGCAAUUUCAAGCUCCUUUGCCAUAGCAGCCGGUCACUGUUCUAAGAUUGCCUCAAUAGAUUCCGUUGUUCGCUACAGUGCCAAAAUCAGUGAUAUGUACUUCACAAACAAGGACAACAAAGACCGUUUCAUAGCGGCUGUUGCCUCCCAAUCAGUUAGUAAAUUUUCAGGCGUUGAUAAAUUCUCAGCUGUGGCAGUUGCGUUUCUCCCAUUAUCAUUCGUUGGGAAACAUGACGAUGACGAGAAAGUGCAAAAACGAUUUGAAGAUGAGUGGGUCGAAAGUUCUAGUGGAAACAGUGCUGUGAAAUUGUACUUUGAUGAGAUUUUACAGAUCUGCGAAUCUCAAAUAAAAUGCAGUGACUACAACAUUCGACGCAUUGUCGCUCGAUCUCUCAUCGAAAUAGUUGAAACUGUCCAUAAUUCUCUGCACAAAGAAAUCAUGCGCUUAUUUGAAGUGCUCUUAUUGGGUUGUCAAGAGAAGUCAUGGAAAGGUAAAGAGUUCGUAUUCGAUGCGCUUGUACAACUUUCGGUCCGGAACAGAUCUACUCUUGACCAAAAUGACAAUUUAAUGGAGUCGGUAGUCAAGACUGUUAAAACCGAGGCGAAGAGACGAAACAAAUCCUAUCAGAUACACGCAGUUCAAAGCAUGGGCCGGUUUAUAAAGGUCUUUUAUUCUGAUAAGGACCUUGUACAUUUAUACAUUGAUAUUAUGGAAUCGGUACUCUCGGACGAAUACCUUGAGGAAAUCGACCUUUUGGACGAGAAGCAUAGAAGCGCAAAUUCCCUUGUUUCCCAGCAUGCAGUGAAGAAUGAAGAGCUAUACAUCAGUCUCUUAAAAAGCGUCGGCGAUUCGAUUAGUCCUAGCAUUGACGAAGAUUUGGCUCAAUUUUUGGUAAGCUCUAUGAGAUCUUUUAUGAACAGUGAACACGAAAUCUCAUGGAGAACUUGUAUUGCGUACAACGAGAUUUACAAGUCUCUAAUGGAGCCGUGUUUGCAAAGCCAAACUGGACCAAUGUCUUUCAACUCAGUGUACGAAGUAUUUACUCUUUUACGUCAGUUCAAAGAGCCAUACAAGUUGGAACGUGCUAUUACAUUGCUCAUUCGAAACGCCGGCUUGAGUUUACUCGUAUUUCAGAAAUUUGAUCAGACAAAGUACUUCCAAGAGGUCUCUGCAAUGUUAUUGGACUACCAAAAGCAAGAUCUAAGUAGCGUUGUGCGAGCUGAAAUUGAAAAGGCCCUUAUUUAG